AAGUCUUCCACGGGUACACGCGCGGCGUCCAGCCGCCCUCCAGGCACCACAGCCGAACUCCGUCCGGAAAACGUCUGAUUUAGAUUCGACCUUCUCCUGGGAACCGAACUGUUGUUGUUUUUUAAUCUCAACCGAGAGAAUCUGGAUGUUUGUGGACCGGACCGUAGAUCGGCUUCUUUUGAGUCUGGUUAAAUCCAGACCGAAGAUUAUUAUCAGUUUAUUUGCUUUUAAUGAUCUGGAUCCUGGAAAGAACAACUCUGUAGAGACACCGAAGUUAAAGGAGUCCACUACACCAGGACUCACCAGGCCUCACCAGGACCCAGGGUGCGGUUCUUCGGCAUAAAGAUUCCUGUUGCCAUGGCAUCAAAAACCAAGUGGGAAGCGGUCAAGGGUCACAUGAAGGCCGAACCCCUCAGCACUGACCCUGACGCCACGAUGGAGGCCAGUCUGGAGAACGCCGACCCCGAGCUCUGCAUCCGCCUGCUGCAGGUCCCAUCGGUGGUGAACUUUUCGGGGCUGCAGCGGCGUCUGGAGGCCAGCGACUGGCCUUGGAUGAUCCAGUUCCUGGAGCAAGGGGGUCUGGACCUGCUGAUGGAGGCGCUGCAGCGUCUGUCCGGUCACGGCUGCGCUCAUAUCGCUGACGCCCUGCUGCAGAUGACCUGCAUGGCCUGCGUCCGAGCCGUCAUGAACUCAGCAGCCGGGCUGCACUUCAUCCUGGACAACCUGGGAUACAUCAGGACCCUGACCCAAGCUCUGGACACGUCCAACGUGAUGGUGAAGAUGCAGGUGUUUGAGCUGCUGGCGGCGCUGGCUCUGUUUGACCCUCGGGGACGUCAGUUGAUCCUGGACGCUCUGGACACCUACAAGACUCAGAAGAAGCAGCAGCAUCGCUUCAGCGUGAUCAUGAACGAGCUCCGCGGCACCGACAACGUCCCGUACAUGGUGGCGCUGAUGAGCAUGGUCAAUGUCCUCGUCUUGGGACAAGAAGACCUGAGGACGAGGGACCGGCUGAGACAGGAGUUCAUCGGUCUUCAUCUGUUUGACCUGCUGCCCAGACUGAGGGAGAUGGACGACGAGGACCUGGACGUCCAGUGCUACGCCUUCGAAGACUCUCUGACGGAGGACAAGGAGGACAUGGAGAGACUGUAUGGAGGGAUCGACAUGGACGACCACCAUCAGGUCUUUACCUCACUCUUCACCAAGGUGUCCGGGCGCCCGUCCUCUGUCCAGCUGCUGUCCAUCCUCCAGUCCUUGUUAUUGGUGGAUCCUGACAGAGCUGAGGUCUGGCUGGCUCUGGACCUGCUGACUGGAAGGGCUACCCUGCUAGCCCAGGAUGCACUGGUAGAUUCAGCUGAUGGUCUGAUGGAGAGGCUCCUCCCCCAGAAUGUCCUCUCAGCCAAUCACAGGAUCCGUACCAUGGACAGGGCGGUACAGACUCCACGACCAGACACAAGACCUCAUCAAACUCCUCCCCCUCGCUUACGCGGAGAGGGAGCUCCUCCCCCUCCUCCUCCUCCUCCUCCUCCUCCCUUACCUGGAGUGGGAGCUCCUCCCCCUCCUCCUCCUUUACCCGGGGUGGGAGCUCCUCCCCCUCCUCCUCCUCCUCCUCCUCCCCCUCCCUUACCCGGAGUGGGAGCUCCUCCCCCUCCUCCUCCCUUACCCGGGGUGGGAGCUCCUCCCCCUCCUCCUCCUCCCUUACCCGGGGUGGGAUCCCAGGUAGUCCAGGGUUUGGGCGGGGCCUAUUACAGCUCCUACCCUCUAUCAGGCCCCGCCCCCUGUCCCACCGUCAGGAUGAAGAAGCUGAACUGGCAGAAACUCCCGCCCAGACUAGUGACAGCUUGUCCGUCCAUGUGGACCUUGGUGUCCUCGGACUUGGUGGAACCAGAUUACAGCAGCAUCGAGCAGCUCUUCAGUCUUCCUCCCUCUGAGACCAGGACCAGGACCAAGACCAGGACCAGGACUGAGCCCAAAGAGAUGUCCUUCGUCAGUGCCAAGAAGAACCUCAACCUCAACAUCUUCCUCAAACACUUUAAAUGUUCCCAUGAGGACUUUGUGUCUCUCAUUCAAAGAGGAGACAGGUCAAAGUUUGGCGUGGACGUCCUGAAACAGCUGAUCAAACUUCUUCCAGAAAAACACGAGGUAGAGAACCUGAAGUCUCAUCGUGGAGACAGGGACAAGUUGGCGUCAGUGGAUCGGUUUUACCUGCUGCUGCUGGACGUCCCCAGUUACUCUCUGAGGAUCCAGUGCAUGUUGUUGUGUGAGGAAAGCAGCAGUUUGUUGGAAACUCUGAGGCCAAAAGCUGAACUUCUGGAAGGAGCCUGCGACAGUGUGCGGAGGAGCUCUCGACUGUCCAGCUUCUGUAAACUCAUCCUGAGUGUUGGAAACUUCCUCAACUACGGGAGUCCCAGUGGAAACGCUAGAGGCUUUAAGAUCAGUACUUUGCUCAAACUGACAGAGACGAAAUCCAACAACUCCAGAAUCACCCUGCUGCACCACAUCCUAGAGGAUGCUGAGAAGAACCAUCCUGACCUUCUGAAACUUCCUGAUGACCUGGAGGUCUGUGAGAAGGCUGCUGGACUGAGCCUGGAGUCCAUCCAGUCUGAAACCAGUUCUCUGGUCAAACAGUUGAAGAACUGUGAGAGGAUGGUUUCCAGUUCAUCAGAGGACAUGAAGCAGCAGUACCAGUCUGUCCUCCAGGACAACCUGCAGGUCUGCGAGCAGCUACAGCGGCAGUUGUCUUUGUUGGAGGACAAGAGGACGGACCUGUCCAUCUACCUGUGUGAGGAAAUCAGCAGCUUCUCCCUGGAUGAGCUCUUGGUGACCAUCAGGACGUUCAGAGGACUGUUCCUCCGAAUCGUCAAGGAGAAUGAAAGUCGCCAUCAACAGGAGAAGAGGAAGAAGAAACUCAACGGAGACUCCAUCCACAAGAUCAUCAGGACGGACGUGUCCCUCCAGGACGACGGUUGCAUUGUUGACGUCCUGCUGGCUGAGAUUAGGAAAGGCUAUAACCUGAAGAGGACCCAGCCUGGUCGUUCCGGGGUCAGACGGUCUCCAGCCGUUGGCCAGCCCCAUCUCCAGAUCUCCUCCAGAAGCAGACCAGAACCAGGAUUAGAGACCCAGCCAUUGACUGGAACUUCUACUCCCAGACAGGGGGACCACAGCCAGAUCAAAGACCAGGAUCCUGAGGGGGACCAAACCAAAAACCAGGACCCUGAGGGGGCCUCAGAGACUGCUAAGGUGAGUCCAGGUCCAGCAGGAAGCAGAGAUCUAAUGGAGGAGGACUCAGAGUUUGAGGAGAUCACCAUGUCAGGAACCAGAAGCCUCCAACAGGACCAGGAUGGUCCAGGAUCUGGACCAGACCGACCAUCAAAGACCAGUUCAACAGGAGGAGGAGACCCUGUUGGAGUUGUCAGACCCUCCAAGACCAAGAAAAGUUGUGUCUCCCACUGAGGUGACAGGACCCCUGGAAACCUGGACCGGUCUGGACCGGUCUGGACCGGUCUGAUGUUUCUACUUCUGUGGUUCCCGGUGAGGGUGGGAGGACCUGUCACCAUGGCAACAGGUCACACUGAAGCACUGUGGGUGGAGCUUAUUUGGGCUGGUCAACUUCCUGGUGUGGUGAUGCUUAGUUUGUGGUUCACAGCCUUUCACAAUAAAAGCCUCCAUCAGCUCUCCUCUGAUUUAAUUGUCAAAAUAAAAGUUUGUUGAUCAGCUGUUCCAAACCUGGUUGAAUGUGGAUCAAUGACGUCACUGUGUGAACACCGGGAUGACUUCAUGCUGAGCCUCGGGUUAUGUGAUUGGAGCACAGCUGUUAUUUAUCACUGAUUCUUCACAACACUAAGUCGUAAUUUAUUAUUAUGCAUGAACAGAAUGUGCCUGUGGAGGGAGAGAGUCCAUGUUUCCGUUUUCUGUCCAGUUGUGUUCCUGUAGCCUCAGUAUGUGGGUGUGUGUCUCCAUUAAAAAGAGUUCUUCCAUAAUAGUUCUCCAUUGUUCUUUGGUUGGUGGUGUUUCCUUUCCCCAGUUCCUCUUGAUGUUUUCUUUCCUCUAUUUAGAUCAAGUAACCAUCACGAGUAAUAAGAGUUUCUUCUGAAAAAGUAAAGC
Molecule: messenger RNA, 4101 nt
Organism: Mugil cephalus (flathead mullet)
Lineage: Eukaryota; Metazoa; Chordata; Actinopteri; Mugiliformes; Mugilidae
Product: inverted formin-2-like
Exons: 24
Coding region: 358-3450 (1030 amino acids)
Biological process (GO): actin cytoskeleton organization
Molecular function (GO): small GTPase binding; actin binding
Source: RefSeq, a predicted model, not a curated record